UGAAUGAGAUUACCGAGUGUGAAUGUAAUCAAAUAAAUACAAGGUAAAAUACACACUAACACCAUUCUGACUCUUGACUGCUAAUCGAGGAAGGCGCAUUUAUCGGUUCAACUUUUGGAAAUUACCUUUGUCACUAUUUGUACUACGAUAAGGUUCUCAGCAAUCAUAGUUUACCGCAAUGCAGAUCCCUGUCGAGAUACACGAGCCCGACUUCAGCAGGGCCAUCGCCUCCGUCAUCUGGGCUCGACAUCGUCGACAACCAACCUUGAACAUCUUUAACUGCCAUGUCUCGAACUGUCCCCUCUGCCAGGCUACAAGAGCUCCUGAUAGGUCUCCGGUGGAGUGCAAGAGGGCGUCACAAGCGCAGGAGGUGAAGGCCCCUGGAACUGAUCAACCCUCAGUCGUCAACUGGUUGAUACCGUCGUCGACGCCCACGCCGAGCCUCGAAGCGGUUCGUAAGAGAGCUUCGUCACGGACGCCAUCCCCGCCGAGGAACCGAAGCACCCCGUCACCUCCGCCUUCGCCCGAUCACCGUUUCAAGUGUCGAUCAUGUCCCAAGUCGUUCGCCAAGAAGACACAUCUUCGCAUUCAUCGUCGGAUUCACAACGGACGCCAUGUUUAUUGCUGCCAAUACUGCCCGAUGGUCUUAGCUUGUUCGUCUCAGUUGAUCAGGCAUCGUCGCGUUCACACCGGAGAGCGGCCGUAUCGAUGUUCGUUCGACGGAUGUAAAAGAGACUUCACAUGCCGCAGCAGCCUCAACAGACACUACAAGAUGCAUUUCCCGGUGGCAGGCUUGAAAGGAUACGGGGAUUCUGACGUUUCCAGGGUAACGGGAGACUUUUGGUCGACUCCUCUCCUCGCCAACCCUCUGCGGGCCACUCCACCCGUAUUCUUUCCGGUGCCCGGGAGUGCCGCCAUGCCAAUCCCUGUCGAGAUACACGAACCCGACUUCAACAAGGCCAUCGCCUCCGUCAUCUGGGCUCGACAUCAUCGACAAAAAACCUCGAGCAUCUUUAACUGCCAUGUCUCGAACUGUCCCCUCUGCCAGGUUACAAGAGCUCCUGAUAGACCUUCGGUGGAGGGCAAGAGGAGGUCACAACCGCAACAGUUGAAGGCGCCUGGCGCUGAUCGACCCUCAGUAGUCAACUGGUUGAUACCGACGUCGAUGCCCACGCCGAGCUUCGUAUCAGAUCGUACGAGAGCUUCGUCACGGACGCCAUCCCCGACGAGGAAGCGAUUCGCCCCGUCACCGCCACCUUCGCCCGAUCACCGUUUUCAGUGUCCAUCAUGCCCCGAGUCGUUCGCCAAGAAGAUACAUCUUCGCAUUCAUCGCCGCGUUCAUAAUGGUCAUCCUGUUUACUGCUGCCAGGACUGCCCGAUGGUCUUAGCUUGUCCGUCUGACCUGAUCAGGCAUCGUCGCGUUCACACCGGAGAGCGGCCGUAUCGAUGUUCGUUCGAGGGAUGUGAAAAAGACUUCACACGCCGCAGCAGCCUCAACACACACUACAAGAUGCAUUUCCCGGUGGCUGACUUGAGUCUGAGAGGAUAGCCGCCUAGCUGACAAGUCUGUACUAUAGACUAUAUCAGAACACAUACAAAUUGCGAUGUCUACUACACUACUUCAAUUGUCGAACUCAUGAGGAUCAUUUCGUGCAAUUCAAGUUCUUAUUAGAUGAUGCUCCAUGUAUGGGCAGAAUAUUCAGUGUUUUAUGUUGCAAUAAUCUGAAUAAAUGCGUUUUUAAAUUAAAUCACUUUGAGCUUGUUUAUCUUGUGUUUUGUCUUAUUGUUUGUCGUAUUUAACACAAAUUGGGAGGAAAAGAAGAAAGAUGUCGAAGAAUGACACCUUAGAAAUAAACACGGUAC
Messenger RNA from Strongylocentrotus purpuratus (purple sea urchin), 1863 nucleotides. RefSeq names its product zinc finger protein 574-like. The transcript is spliced from 3 exons. Gene Ontology annotation, biological process: regulation of DNA-templated transcription. Gene Ontology annotation, molecular function: DNA-binding transcription factor activity, RNA polymerase II-specific; RNA polymerase II cis-regulatory region sequence-specific DNA binding. The record is from RefSeq and is a predicted model, not a curated record. Lineage: Eukaryota; Metazoa; Echinodermata; Echinoidea; Camarodonta; Strongylocentrotidae. Bases 179 to 1549 code for a protein of 456 amino acids.